Molecule: messenger RNA, 894 nt
Organism: Cyphellophora attinorum
Lineage: Eukaryota; Fungi; Ascomycota; Eurotiomycetes; Chaetothyriales; Cyphellophoraceae
Exons: 2
Coding region: 1-894 (297 amino acids)
Source: RefSeq, a predicted model, not a curated record
AUGGCUCCGGAUCUCAACAGCCUUCCGCGCACCUUCCGAGCAAACAACAUGUCGAUACCCGUGCCUGCCUCCGCUACAACAGCCAACACUUCCAGCGUUCCUGAUUCUCCUUCACAUCGCAGAACGUCUACUCAGAUGCCACCACCGCCCGUACCCAGGAUCGAAAGUCAGCCAGGCUCACCACUCAUGGACAAUACCGGCGUCGGCAUGGGCCCAGGCCCAAUACGGCACCCUCGACCUCUGAGCGCAGCGGAUCUACACCUUGAACUUGAGAAAGAGCAAGAGAACAUGGUCAACCGCUUAACAAGAGAACUACUUGUACUACGAGCCCAGACUGCAUCAGUCGCAUCAACCACUUCAUCCACAAGCGAGAUCAUUCACAAUGACCAGUACGGUGCAGGAGCGUCGAUCAUCCCUACGUCCGCUCGCCGCCAUCGGUCAUCCUCAAACUUGUCGCAGCGAUCAUCUCGAUCCCUGCGCGAGGCUCUCACAAACACACAGGCCACGAGUGUCUCUGGUGUGGCCGCACCACGAGAUCAGAGCACCCACGCCAGCAGCCGGCCGAGUAUGGAUGUGUCUCGUCCCGAGAUGAGCAGACAGAACUCUACGAGCACAGGUGCAUAUCGCAGCAGCUCGAUCAAUGCGUCUCCUCAUGUUACUCAGUCCACCCUCCAUCGUGCAUCCGUGUCGUCCAAUACUGCUGUAAGCCACGGAGACGCUGCCUACCAACGAAGUCCGAGCUACAACUCUGCGCUGGCGGCGGUCCGCUACGAGGAGGCUCAGCUGCAGCGUGCUGAGCUGGAGGCUGUGAAGAAGGAGAACGAGGCUCUGAGGGAGAAGGUCAAGGAGCUGGAGCGCAAUCUAGCAGCAGCUCAUGUCACGGGCAGCUCCUAG